AUGACUCCAUCGACCUCACAAAAGGAGGAUUCGCCUCCCAAACAUCCGCAUCAAUCCAAUCCUACCCGUCAACCUCUUCCUUUCGCCCAAAAAUCACGUCUCGUCGUAACCAAUCACAAGGUCCAUCCUACCCAACCUUCAACACCACAGACCUCCCUUCUCCUCUCACUUUCACUGGCCCAGAAGAUACAUAACCUAAUCCUGGCAUCACGCCAGAUCGAGCAAUUUGCCCAUGGCACAUUCAAUAGCUCCGAAGGUGAGAAGAAUGUGGAGAAGCGCAUUGACAAUGUCAUCUCUCUGUAUAAUUCGCUACGGGAAGAAGUGGAGUGCGAAUUGGAGUGCGUAUGGGUGAAUGCAGGGUUGAUUCCAGCACAACUACCAACAUUUCCCGUCGCCAACAACGGAGUCAUCAAUACUCACAGGAAUAAGGGGAUGAAGAGGAAGAGAUCAAUGGAAGAAGAAAUUCAUCAAGAGAAUAGAAACAAAAAGCAGAAGACGGAAGGAAUUACGUACGACAAAGCGAUCGAGGGCGAACGUGAGGGCGAUUGGUCAGCACCCACUCUCUUGCAGCCGAUCGGCGAAUCCAAUACUUCGAUUCCAUUGACCAAAUAUGAGAAGUACAAAAUGAACGCUUGGGGUUUCGAGAGUGCGUGGGGUUGUGGCGAGCCGGUCAUGGAUUUGCAGAUGAGCCCGCGUGCGUACCCGGUACAAGCAUGA
Molecule: messenger RNA, 717 nt
Organism: Aaosphaeria arxii CBS 175.79
Lineage: Eukaryota; Fungi; Ascomycota; Dothideomycetes; Pleosporales
Exons: 1
Coding region: 1-717 (238 amino acids)
Source: RefSeq, a predicted model, not a curated record